AUGGCGUCCCGUGUUUUAGAUAUUCUUUCGCUUUAUAAUCGCAACCAAGAGGCUACUUUAUAUAUUGGUAAUCUCGAUUUACAAGCCGAUGAGGAACUACUUUGGGAAUUUUUUAUGCAAGCAGGAAGAGUUAAGAGCAUUAACAUCCCGAGAGAUAAAGUUACCGGACAACAUCAAGGGUUUGGAUUCGUGGAAUAUGAAACUGAAACCGACGCAGACUACGCACUUAAGAUACUCAACUUCGUCAAAUUAUACCAUAAGCCCUUGAAACUGAACAAGGCUUCAAAAGAUAAGGAAAUAAGAGAGGUGGGAGCAAAGCUAUUUGUCGGUAACCUGGACGAUGAGGUUGAUGAAAGACUACUACACGAUACUUUCUCGGCAUUCGGACGCGUUUUAUCAGCCAAGUUGGUGAGGUCUGAGACCUCAGGCAAGACUUACGCAAUUGUGUCAUUUGACGACUUUGAGGCAAGUGAUGCGGCACUUCGUACCAUGAACGGCCAGUUUUUGUGCAAUAAACCAAUACACGUAUCAUACGCAUAUAAAGAGGACACAAAAGGAGAACGACACGGAGGAGCUGCUGAAAGACUGAUUGCUUCAAAGAGGCCAAAAGAUUAUAGUAAGCACAUGGCAGCAGCACAGUCACAUAUGCCAAUAGCAAAUACAUUUGUACCUCCACAAAUGCCCAUGUACCCAGUCAUGAAUGCGCCUGGAGUAAUAAUGCCUGCCAUGCAGCAGAGCAUGGUCAAUCCUCCACUAUUACCUCAACCUAAUAUGGGAGCACUUCCGGUGGGAAUGCCUCCACUGCCUAUGCAGAACCAAGUCCCAGUCAUUCCCCAAACAAUGCCUCAGCCGCAAAUGUUUAACAUGAAUUAA
Molecule: messenger RNA, 873 nt
Organism: Theileria annulata
Lineage: Eukaryota; Apicomplexa; Aconoidasida; Piroplasmida; Theileriidae
Product: splicing factor 3b subunit 4, putative
Exons: 7
Coding region: 1-873 (290 amino acids)
Biological process (GO): positive regulation of mRNA splicing, via spliceosome
Cellular component (GO): nucleolus; U12-type spliceosomal complex
Molecular function (GO): RNA binding
Source: RefSeq, a predicted model, not a curated record